Messenger RNA from Naegleria fowleri, 597 nucleotides. RefSeq lists its product as uncharacterized. The transcript has a single exon. Bases 1 to 597 code for a protein of 198 amino acids. Lineage: Eukaryota; Heterolobosea; Eutetramitea; Acrasida; Naegleriidae. The record is from RefSeq and is a predicted model, not a curated record.
AUGAAAUCACAACAACAACAUUCAUCAUUCAGCAUGCUGACGACGACCCUCCUAAUCACAGUCUUUGUUUGUUUCUUUUUCUUCAAGUCGGAAGCUGUGGCAGCUCUUUCAUGGUUCAAAUUCAAUGAUGAUGAUGAUAGCAAUUAUCACUUGGAAAGGAUUCACACCAAGUAUCCAAACGAAGAGAAUGGAAUCCAACAUCUUUUCAAGACUAAUGCAUCAUUGGAAUAUACAAACAACAACAACAACAACCUUUCCAUCAUUGAUUGGCAACGUGUGGAUCCUCUUUAUGGUUCGCCGUGCAAUUCGACCAUUCAAUGUGGAAAACAUUUAUUAUGUAUCAAUUCUACUUGUCAAUCCUGUGAUUUGGCAAGAGAGGGAGAAUUGUGUAUCGAUGAUCCCUAUGUGGUGUGUCGAGUGCAAAAUCGAAGUGUGAAAUUAAUUGGAAAUCAUUCGAAUCAUGUGACGAUUGCAUUUGGUUUGUGUGGACCAAAAAAUUUAUUUCCAAUUACUAUUUGGGAUCUCAUGGGAUCGUUUUUCUCUUCAUUUGGAGGGAUUGCUGCAGCUGCUUCAGGUGUUGGAGGAGGAGGAGUUUAG